GUUGGUGUUCAUACUUAGUAUUGCGUCACUUAUCAUUUACUUCAUUGAUGCGUCCAGUGAAGUGGUGGAAAGAUGCCAAAAAUGGAGCAACAAUAUUACACAGCAAAUAGAUUUAGCGUUCAAUAUAUUUUUUAUGGUGUACUUUUUUAUACGAUUUAUAGCUGCAAGCGAUAAACUGUGGUUUAUGCUGGAAAUGUAUUCCUUUGUGGACUACUUUACAAUACCACCUUCUUUUGUCUCAAUUUACUUGGACAGAACGUGGAUAGGUUUAAGAUUCCUAAGGGCAUUGCGCCUAAUGACUGUACCAGAUAUUCUACAAUAUCUUAAUAUCCUGAAGACUUCAAGUUCCAUUCGCCUUGCACAACUUGUGUCAAUAUUCAUUUCUGUAUGGCUCACGGCUGCUGGAAUUAUUCACCUGCUGGAAAACUCUGGUGAUCCAUUGGACUUCAAAAAUCCAAAUCAUCUCUCAUAUUGGACAUGCGUUUAUUUUCUUAUUGUUACAAUGUCUACUGUUGGAUAUGGUGAUGUUUACUGUCAGACUGUUCUUGGAAGAACAUUUCUCGUAUUUUUUUUACUCGUCGGUUUGGCCAUUUUCGCAAGUUGUAUCCCCGAGAUUAUUGAUCUGAUUGGGACUAGACCCAAGUACGGCGGCACCUUGAAGAAUGAACGCGGCAGAAGGCAUAUUGUAGUGUGUGGCCACAUAACAUACGAGUCGGUAUCCCACUUUCUGAAAGACUUUCUUCACGAAGACCGAGAAGAUGUGGAUGUUGAAGUAGUCUUCUUGCACAGAAAACCACCAGACCUUGAGUUGGAAGGCCUGUUCAAGAGGCAUUUCACUACUGUUGAAUUCUUCCAAGGUUCAAUAAUGAAUCCAAUUGAUCUUCAACGGGUUAAGGUGCAUGAAGCUGAUGCGUGCUUGGUGCUAGCUAAUAAAUACUGCCAGGAUCCUGAUGCCGAGGAUGCUGCUAACAUCAUGCGAGUUAUCUCCAUUAAGAACUACUCGGAUGAUAUCCGUGUUAUCAUCCAGCUAAUGCAGUAUCACAACAAGGCCUAUCUCUUAAACAUUCCAUCGUGGGACUGGAAGCAGGGUGAUGAUGUGAUAUGUCUCGCGGAACUUAAAUUGGGGUUUAUUGCUCAAAGCUGUUUGGCACCUGGGUUUUCAACUAUGAUGGCCAAUCUGUUUGCCAUGCGUUCCUUUAAAACGUCACCAGAUAUGCAGUCAUGGCAGAACGACUAUUUACGUGGAACUGGCAUGGAGAUGUACACAGAAACACUGAGUCCUACAUUUAUAGGCAUGCCUUUUGCCCAGGCUACCGAGCUCUGCUUCACAAAAUUAAAACUACUCCUGUUAGCAAUUGAAAUAAAAGGGGAAGAUGGUGCUGAUAGCAAGAUAUCCAUAAAUCCACGCGGGGUGAAAAUACAAGCAAACACACAAGGAUUCUUCAUUGCUCAAUCAGCUGAUGAAGUGAAACGUGCCUGGUAUUAUUGUAAAGCUUGCCAUGAGGACAUAAAGGAUGAAACAUUGAUCAAGAAGUGCAAAUGCAAGAAUUAUGUGGGGAUGAUGAUGAUGCAGUCAGGCAUGGUGAAAGGUGGCUUGAAUGCGACCUACCAGAACUAUCUGGAGGAUGAGCACCACCCUCCCCCUACGUUCACGCCACCUGAGUUGCCAAAGAAGGUGCACAUACGAGGUGAAGCAGGCAGGGAGAAAGAGGAGGCAUUGCUUAGAAACCACAGAAAUACCCCAACUGCUUUGGUGAAUUCAACAAAGCAAGUAAAUAAAGUGAAGCCCAAUGUUAAUAGGACUACACCAGAUAAUUUAACUUCUCCAAACCAAGGCUAUAACAGGCCUCAAGAGGACUCGACAUAUGCUGGCUAUCAUCUUGCCUAUGAAGUCAAAAAGCUCAUGCCAACGAGUAGAAACUCAGGGAGCAACAACAUGAACAACAAUGGUGGCCUUCAAGUAGGAAUAGCUGAUGAUCAAGCCAAAGAUUUUGAUUUUGAGAAAACUGAGAUGAAGUAUGAUUCUACAGGCAUGUUUCAUUGGGGUCCUGCCAAGAAUUUAGAGGAAUGUAUUUUGGAUCGGAACCAAGCUGCAAUGACUGUUCUCAAUGGACAUGUUGUUGUCUGCCUCUUUGCUGAUCCAGACUCACCACUUAUUGGUCUCCGAAACCUUGUGAUGCCAUUAAGAGCUUCCAAUUUUCAUUAUCAUGAGUUGAAGCAUGUGGUUAUAGUAGGAUCUGUAGAUUACAUUAGAAGGGAGUGGAAGAUGUUACAGAACCUGCCUAAGAUAUCAGUUCUGAAUGGUUCGCCACUGAGCCGUGCAGACCUGCGUGCAGUGAAUGUCAACUUAUGUGAUAUGUGUGUCAUCCUGUCAGCCAAAGUACCAAGUAAUGAUGAUCCAACAUUGGCUGAUAAAGAAGCCAUCUUAGCGUCAUUAAAUAUUAAAGCUAUGACAUUUGAUGACACAAUUGGUGUCUUAAGCCAAGCCCCAUUCAUGCAAAAGAAAAUGCAGACUGCAUCACUGGUUUCAACAUUGUGUGCAGCAAGUGAGCAAGACAAUCUCACGCCUGUAGGUAGUCCUAUUGUUCUUCAAAGGAGAGGGUCGGUCUACGGAGCCAAUGUGCCUAUGAUAACAGAGCUAGUAAAUGACAGCAAUGUGCAGUUCCUGGACCAAGAUGAUGAUGACGAUCCUGACACAGAGCUUUAUCUUACACAGCCUUUUGCCUGUGGUACUGCUUUUGCUGUUAGCGUCCUUGACUCCCUUAUGUCUACUACAUAUUUCAAUCAGAAUGCACUGACACUCAUCCGUUCACUAAUAACUGGUGGUGCUACUCCUGAGUUGGAGCUUAUUCUGGCAGAAGGUGCAGGCCUGAGGGGAGGUUACAGUACUGCAGACAGUUUAUCAAACAGAGAUAGGUGCAGAGUGGGUCAAAUAUCAUUGUAUGAUGGACCUCUAGCUCAGUAUGGUGAGACUGGAAAGUAUGGUGACCUGUUUGUAGCUGCACUGAAGUCAUAUGGCAUGCUUUGUAUUGGGCUGUACAGGUUUCGGGACACAAGUUCUUCUUGUGAUGCAUCAACAAAACGAUAUGUAAUUACAAACCCACCUGAUGAUUUUUCGCUCCUACCUACAGAUCAGGUGUUUGUAUUGAUGCAGUUUGAUCCAGGGCUUGAGUACAAACCAAACAGAGGGGCACGUGGAAAAGAUGACAACUCCUGACUGCUGCUGUGUAGCGCCCUGACCGAUGGACCCUACUCCUAUAUCUAAAACAUCAUCCUCUUUUGUCUGCACUGGUGACAAAUAGAAUUUCCUGAAAACAGAGUGCUGUGGCAGAUUCAGGGAACACUUGUGAUGUUGAAUAAGUGGUUUAAUAUUAGGUACUUUGCUCAGCAAUUUGAAGCUAAGGUGCACAGACAUUUGUUUUCAGACUGUGCUUUCACACUUAAAUACAUAUUUUUUUAAGUCAAUAUGUGAUAUUCUGGUUUUCUUCAGCAAUUAAUUUUCAUAAAAUUUUAAAGAAGUGGUGGAGUUUCUCAAAUUCAUGUUACAUUAAAUGUAGCAUGUACCUUAUGUAUGCCUUAUAUGGUUGUGAUCUAAGUCAAUAAGUCACAGAGAAUAUAGCUGUUGGUUGAUAUGUGUGAAAACUGAAGAAAGGUCUAAGUAGCUACUGUGGAAACAGUUUAAUAUCUAUUGCAUCUUCACUAAAAGUAUGUUUCAGACAUGUACUCCCAUUUAUUUAUGAUUUAUUGGCCACCAUUUUUGUUAUAGGGAAUUGACGUGUCACAUAGGAAUGUGUUCCUUAUAUGAAUGUGAUCACAUUAUUUUGUGAAAAAUUGACUUAGGCCACCAUCGAAUCUGUAUCUCAGUGCUCCAUAUGUGCAGGCAAAAUAAUAGGAAUAAAGUUGUAGGGGCCAUCAUUGCCAGGUAGUACUGAUUAUCCUGGCCUAAUUGUAAAGGGCUGCUACAUAUUGAAGCAAUAUAUACUGACAAUUUCAAGAGCCAGUUUUCAGCUCAAUAUCCGUUCAUAAUUAUAGCGCUUCUUGAAAAGUAUUGAACAAGGAAGUUUUACUAAAUGUGUUGUUAUAAUAAAAUCUCUAAAAUAAAAUAAAUAUUUUGUAGCAAGAUGGAUUAUAAACUAUUGUUAAGAAAAGGAAUUAAUGGCAAAUACUUCACUGAGAUUUUGUACUUUCAUUUUGAUAUUAAAUGUACUUGG
Schistocerca americana (American grasshopper) is the source of this 4211-nucleotide messenger RNA. It is a transcript of the gene slo, whose product is annotated as calcium-activated potassium channel slowpoke. Gene Ontology annotation, molecular function: large conductance calcium-activated potassium channel activity. Gene Ontology annotation, biological process: potassium ion transport; transmembrane transport. Gene Ontology annotation, cellular component: postsynaptic membrane. Bases 134 to 3217 code for a protein of 1027 amino acids. The transcript is spliced from 28 exons. NCBI's taxonomy places the organism in Eukaryota, Metazoa, Arthropoda, Insecta, Orthoptera, Acrididae. The record is from RefSeq and is a predicted model, not a curated record.